CGCUGGAGCAAUGAUCACAAGAUGGCCGCCCCGUCAUAGCACCAUCGCCGCCGGCGCCGCCCUCGGGCUCGCUGCUGCUGCUGCCCGACCUCACCAUCUCUCUAUACCGCGCUCACCACCAUCGCCAUCGCCAUCGCCAUCGCCAUCGCCAUCGCCAUCCCGCCGCCCCCUAUCGACCAACCUCCCACCUCGGCGCGACGGCCUCAACGCUGCUGCCCCACCCGACCCUCGCAUGCCCGACCUCGGCCGCCAAAUCGCCGACGACUACGCCUCCAUCCGCGACACCUACGCUACGCCGCGGCACCCCAUCGUCCUCGCCCACGGCCUGCUGGGCUUCUCUGAGCUCUCCGUGUCCGCCCUCCUGCCGCCCCUCCAGUACUGGCACGGCAUCCGCCAGGCCCUCACCGCGCAGGGCUGCCCCCUCGUCGUCGCCGCCAGCGUCCCGCCCUCGGGCUCCAUCGAGGAGCGAGCCGCCAAGCUCGCCGCCGAGAUCUCCUCGGCACUGUCCUCCCACUCCUGCUCCGCCUCCGCCCCCGCCUCGUCCUCGACGUCAACGACGACGACGACAGUGGGGCAGCAGUCCGUCACCACCAGCGAUGACACCCGCACGCCCGUCAACAUCAUCGCCCACAGCAUGGGCGGCCUCGACGCCCGGCACCUCAUCUCCAACAUCCUCCCACCCUCAUCACCAUCCUCGUCCUCGUCCUCGUCCUCCUCGUCGCCGCCACAGCACAACUUCCGCGUCGCCUCCCUCGUCACCAUCUCCACCCCCCACCGCGGCAGCCCCUUCGCCGACUACGUCCUGAGCGACGCCCGCCGCCGCUCCCCGCUCCACCUCCCGCGCUUCUACUCCCUCCUCCGCGCCGCCGGCCUCGGCACCAGCGCCUUCGCCCAGCUCGGCACCCGCUACCUCGCCGACCACUUCAACCCCGCCAACCCCGACGACCCUGCCGUGCGCUACUUCUCGUACGGGGCGGCCCUGCACGCCGCCCAGCUGCCGCUGCUGAGCCCCUUUCGCCUCUCCCACGGCGUCAUCAGGGAGGCUGAGGGCGCCAACGACGGGCUCGUCAGCGUUGAGAGCAGUCGCUGGGGCGAGUACAAGGGCACCCUGCUGGGCGUGAGCCAUCUCGACCUUAUCAAUUGGCCCAACAAGGUGCGGUGGACCGUGCGCGAAUGGAUGGGCAUCAAGAGGAACUUUAAUGCCGUGGCCUUUUACCUCGACAUUGCUGAUAUGCUGGCCAAGGAAGGCUUCUGA
Messenger RNA from Purpureocillium takamizusanense, 1255 nucleotides. It is a transcript of the gene TGL2, whose product is annotated as Triacylglycerol lipase. The record is from RefSeq and is a predicted model, not a curated record. Gene Ontology annotation, molecular function: triacylglycerol lipase activity. The coding region runs from base 11 to 1255 and encodes 414 amino acids. NCBI's taxonomy places the organism in Eukaryota, Fungi, Ascomycota, Sordariomycetes, Hypocreales, Ophiocordycipitaceae. The transcript has 2 exons.